AUGCUGCUCCGUGUCCUCCCUGUGCUGCUGAUGUUGCUCUCGUUUCUCCUCUGGGAUAGCCCAGUUGCAGCCUCCAUCCAAGAGCAGUACUGCGAGAGCCUGCCGCCAGUCACCAACCACACAGGUCCCCAGUGCAACGCCUCGGUAGACCUGAUCGGCACGUGUUGGCCCCGGAGUGCGGUGGGACAGCUGGUGGCUCGCCCCUGCCCCGAAUAUUUCUAUGGUGUGCGGUACAACACCACGAAUAAUGGCUACAGGGAAUGCCUGGCUAACGGGAGCUGGGCAGCACGGGUCAACUAUUCCCAGUGCCAGGAGAUCCUCAGCGAAGAGAAGAAGAGCAAGCUGCACUACCACAUCGCCGUCAUCAUCAACUACCUGGGGCACUGUGUCUCGCUGGGGGCCCUUCUCGUGGCCUUCGUCCUCUUCAUGCGCCUGCGGAGCAUCCGGUGCCUGCGGAACAUCAUCCACUGGAACCUGAUAACAGCCUUCAUCCUACGCAACGCCACGUGGUUUGUGGUGCAGCUCACGAUGAACCCAGAGGUGCAUGAGAGCAACGUGGUCUGGUGCCGCUUGGUCACUGCUGCCUACAAUUACUUCCACGUCACCAACUUUUUCUGGAUGUUCGGCGAGGGCUGCUACCUGCACACGGCCAUCGUGCUCACCUACUCCACGGACAAGCUCCGCAAGUGGAUGUUCAUCUGCAUCGGCUGGUGUAUCCCCUUUCCCAUCAUCGUCGCCUGGGCCAUUGGGAAGCUGUACUACGACAACGAGAAGUGCUGGUUUGGGAAACGAGCAGGAGUUUAUACCGACUACAUUUACCAAGGUCCCAUGAUCCUGGUGCUUCUGAUCAACUUCAUCUUUCUAUUCAACAUUGUCCGAAUCCUCAUGACGAAGCUCCGAGCUUCAACCACAUCAGAGACAAUCCAGUACAGGAAAGCAGUCAAGGCCACGCUGGUGUUGCUGCCCUUGCUGGGAAUCACCUACAUGCUGUUCUUUGUCAACCCAGGGGAGGAUGAGAUCUCCAGGAUCGUCUUCAUCUACUUCAAUUCCUUUCUGGAGUCCUUCCAGGGCUUCUUUGUCUCCGUCUUCUACUGCUUCUUGAACAGCGAGGUCCGGUCAGCUGUACGGAAGCGGUGGCACCGAUGGCAGGACAAGCACUCCAUCCGCGCCCGUGUGGCUCCGGCCAUGUCCAUCCCCACCUCCCCGACUCGCGUCAGCUUCCACAGCAUCAAACAGUCCACGGCUGUCUGAGCCAGGAGCGAGCUGCCCUACGGG
Eurypyga helias (sunbittern) is the source of this 1275-nucleotide messenger RNA. RefSeq names its product corticotropin-releasing factor receptor 1. Gene Ontology annotation, biological process: cell surface receptor signaling pathway; adenylate cyclase-activating G protein-coupled receptor signaling pathway. Lineage: Eukaryota; Metazoa; Chordata; Aves; Eurypygiformes; Eurypygidae. Gene Ontology annotation, cellular component: plasma membrane; neuron projection. The transcript is spliced from 13 exons. The record is from RefSeq and is a predicted model, not a curated record. Gene Ontology annotation, molecular function: G protein-coupled peptide receptor activity; corticotropin-releasing hormone receptor activity; corticotrophin-releasing factor receptor activity. The coding region runs from base 1 to 1251 and encodes 416 amino acids.